Molecule: messenger RNA, 1551 nt
Organism: Metschnikowia bicuspidata var. bicuspidata NRRL YB-4993
Lineage: Eukaryota; Fungi; Ascomycota; Pichiomycetes; Serinales; Metschnikowiaceae
Gene: RRP9
Product: Rrp9p
Exons: 1
Coding region: 1-1551 (516 amino acids)
Cellular component (GO): small-subunit processome
Molecular function (GO): snoRNA binding; protein binding
Source: RefSeq, a predicted model, not a curated record
AUGGCCGGCGACCCCUUUCUCUCGGACCCGGCACGCAAGCGCAAGCGGCCCGCCCGCGGCGCGCCCGGCGGCAAAGGCAGCCGCGGCAACGCCCGCGCCACGCGAGACUCCGACAUCUCCAGCGGCUCCGAGGACAUGGACUCAGACUCGGACAGCACACACAAACACGAGCGCGACGACGGCGACGUGUCCUCCGGCGAGGAGUUUGCCGAGGAGAACGCGGCCGACAAAAGACGGCGGCUCGCCAAGCAGUACUUGCACAACUUGAAGCAGCAGCAAAUCCAGGGCGACGACUUCGACGCGCAGGACUUGGACGACGAGCUCGUGGCGCGGCGGCUCCAGGACGACGUGGCGGAAAACAGGGGCAAGAUGUACAAGAUGCUCGGGGCCACGGUCGCGCAGCAGGAGGCGUCGCGGCGCGUGCUGACCGCGCGCGUCGGGCUGAAGAACGUGACCGGCGUGGCCGUGCACUACCCGCACGUGUACACGGUGUCCAAGGACAUGGAGUUGGUCAAGUGGACGGCCGGGCGGCACGGCAAGCCGCGGCGCGCCAGGCACUGCCGCGGCGGGCCGCGCUUCGCCGCCGUCGACGCCAAGAACCCGGCCGCCAACCACCACCACGGCGCCAUCAACUGCGUGGCCGCGUCGCCCGACGGCCGCUUCGUGGUCACCGGCGGCCAGGACGCGCGCCUCGUCAUCUGGGCGCUGGAGAGCCUCGCGUGCUUGAAGGUGUUGCCCACGCGCGCGCCGGUCACCGCGCUCGCGUUCCGCCGCGGCUCGGACCAGCUCUACGCCGCGUGCGCCGACUUGCGCAUCCGCACGUACUCCGUGGCGCAGCACGCGCAGUUGGAGACCUUGUACGGCCACCAGGACACCAUCGUGGGCAUCAGCGCGUUGGCGCGCGAGGGCUGCGUGUCCGUGGGCUCGCGCGACAAGACCGCCAUGUACUGGAAGAUCGCGGAGGAGACGCGCUUGACGUUCCGCGGCGGCGAUGGCGACGGCGCCGGCAAGCCCGCCAAGCCUGGCAAGCCCGCGGCGCCGCUCCACUGCGAGGGCUCCAUCGAGGCCGUGGCCAUGGUGGACGAGACGCACUUCGUCACGGGCUCCGACAACGGCAGCGUGUCCUUCUGGUCCUUGGGCAAGAAGAAGGCGCUCCACACGCAGCGCUUGGCGCACGGCGUGGUGCCGCCGCCGCCGCCGGCCCGCGCCAGCGCCGAGGACAGCGCCGCGCUUGCGGCGCGCCAGGUUCCGCCGAGCCAGCCGCACUGGAUCACCGCGGUGUGGGCCGUGCCCUACAGCGACCUCUUCGUCACGGGCUCGCACAGCGGCGCCGUGCACUUGUGGCGCAUCGACUCCGCGUCCUUCCGCACGUUUGCGCUCGUGGGCUCCGUCCCGGUCAAGGGCUGCGUGGUGCUGAUUGACGGCGCGGAGCUCGCCGACCCGAAGAGGUUGGUCGUGUACAUUGCCACCAGCAAGGAGCACCGGCUCGGCCGCUGGUUGGGGCCCGUGCCGGGGCGCAACGCCGUGGUUUCCGUGGAGUUUGACCUCUAG